UGCAAAAAUAUCCCAAUUUUUUUGGAGGAAGAAGCAGAGAGAAAAAAUCAGGCAUCGCGUGAAAGUUGCAGAAAUUUCGUGAAAAAUCCGUGUUUGUGGGUGUUUUGGUGGAUCUUGUGCUACUCUUAGUGAAUUUGUGUGUGCUUUUGGGUGGAAAAAGUGUGGUGAAAAAAGGGUGAUUUACCUUUUCAAAGACGAUUUAAAUUCGCAUCCCAGUAGCAAUGUCAACUCCAGCUAGAAGACGUCUCAUGAGGGAUUUUAAAAGACUCCAGGAAGACCCCCCAACUGGAGUGUCCGGAGCUCCCACGGACAACAACAUCAUGAUCUGGAAUGCUGUGAUAUUUGGACCACAUGACACACCCUUCGAGGAUGGCACAUUUAAGCUCACGAUAGAGUUCACAGAGGAGUACCCCAAUAAGCCGCCCACUGUGCGCUUUGUGUCCAAAAUGUUUCAUCCCAACGUCUACGCUGACGGAGGCAUUUGUCUGGACAUCUUGCAGAACAGAUGGAGCCCAACGUACGACGUCUCGGCUAUUCUCACUUCAAUACAGGUACGUCCCCAUCUACCCCAUGCGACCUCCCCCCAGACACUUUAUCCUGAGAAUCACCCGAAGCACCCAAAUGACCUCAAUUCCCAUUCGAUCAUUCUUAUUUUUAUCCAAUUCUGUCAUUCUCAUGAGUCUUUCGUGGAAUCUCCAACAGUUCUCUUUGUCUCAGUGCACUUCCUUUUUUGGCAGACACACACGGUCAGAGACAUUAUUUCCUCUUCUGCCAAAGACCGUUAUCGAUCAAGCAUUUGCGUCAGGUUCUUCUUGUGUCCAUUCCACAAAUCCUGCCUCCCAAGAAACCUUCAAUGCACCUUCAAUCCUCGUUGAAUUCUUAAAAUUCUGUGUCUCAAUUUAGAACGGAAACAAGAGAGAAAGAGCUCGGAGUUGAUUGGUUGUUGACCUUCCAAUUUAUUGAUUUUUCAUUUUCUAGAGAUGAGUUCUUUUGUGGGUGUAGCAGAGUUGCUUUAUCGAUAGCAAGAAAAUUGAUUAGCUCACAAUAUUAUCAUCUUAAUAUUUCUGAUGAAAUUCCUCUAGAAAAUUAGCUGAAACUAAAAAACAAUGUUGUGAAAAAAUAAAAAAAAUCAUGAAAAUUUCGAGGUUAUGUCAGGCCUAACCUAAAAAAAACUCAAAAACUAUUAUAAAAAGUUGUAUUUUAAUUUAAAACAAUAAAAUUUACAAUAAAAAAACAGGAUAUUCCUAAAAAACUGACGCUUCCGGAAGGGACACUCGUGUCCAGCCUUCAUAAAAAAAACUCAUUUUUUAUUGUGGAGAAAUUACAAAAUAACCUCAAAUUAUGAAAAUUGAGGUUACGUCAGGCCUAACCUAAGAAAUUAAAAAAAAAUAUAUUGAAUUUCUAUAGAUUUCAAAUAAUAAAAUUUACAAUAAAAAAC
This is a messenger RNA of Phlebotomus papatasi, 1438 nucleotides long. It is a transcript of the gene Ubc6, whose product is annotated as ubiquitin-conjugating enzyme E2-17 kDa. Gene Ontology annotation, cellular component: HULC complex. The record is from RefSeq and is a predicted model, not a curated record. NCBI's taxonomy places the organism in Eukaryota, Metazoa, Arthropoda, Insecta, Diptera, Psychodidae. Bases 222 to 875 code for a protein of 217 amino acids. Gene Ontology annotation, biological process: DNA repair; proteasome-mediated ubiquitin-dependent protein catabolic process; protein polyubiquitination. The transcript is spliced from 2 exons. Gene Ontology annotation, molecular function: ubiquitin conjugating enzyme activity.